AUGGCCGCAAAUGCCUAUCGAACCCAGGUAGGCACCACUGAUCAAGCUAUUGCAGAACUUCUCAUAGCAGGACUCUCAGGUCAACUAAAAGGAUGGUGGGAUUACUAUCUCACUCCCCAGCAGAGACUUGAGAUUCUAAAAUCUGUUGAACUCGAUGAAGAUCAGAAUCCGAUACUUGAUGAAAAUGGCAGACCAAUUCAAAAUGCUGUUGCCACUCUCAUCUUAGCCUUUACACUUCACUUUGUCGGAGAUCCUUCGCAUCUCAAAGACAAGAAUGCCGAGCUUCUUUCAAAUCUUCGGUGCAAAAAGCUUAGUGACUUCAAAUGGUAUAAGGAUACUUUCCUUACCGGAGUUAUGCUUCGAGAAGACUCUAAUCUACCAUUUUGGAAGGAGAAAUUCCUUGCUGGCCUCCCCCCUCUCCUUGGAGAAAAGGUUCGGAAUAAGAUCAAGGAACAGAACAACGAAAAAAUUCCUUAUGAUCAGCUCACUUAUGGAGAACUCAUCAGCUUCACCCAGAAAGAAGACUGUCAAACCAGAAGACACCGCAAGCACAAAAAACACUUUUCCAAACAUAAAACCACUUACUACCAAGACAGACCUCCCAAAGGAAAAUCCUACAAAAAGCCUUCUCAAAAGCCCUAUGAUCCCAACUCUACUUCCAGAAAAGAUGUUACUUGCUAUAGAUGUGGCAAGAAAGGUCACAUUGCAAAAUAUUGCAAGAUCAACAAGAGAAUCCAUGAGCUCCAACUUGAAGAAGAAACUUUGUACAAACUUGAAGCCUUUUUGCUUGAGUCUUUUGAUUCUGAAGAAACUGUUUCAAUUUCUUCAGAAGAUAAUCAGGCCCUCCAGCUUGAUGAAGUCCUCUCUGACUCUUCUACUUCUGAUAAGUCUGAAAAGCAACUAAAUAUGCUCACCAGAGAUCAAAGGUUCAUGCUUGAUGUUAUUCAACACAUUCAAGACCCUCAACUUCAGAAAGAAUAUCUCACCAAGCUCCAACAUUCUUUUGAGGCAUCAUCUUCUCAAACCCCUUUUACUUCUGUGCCAUCUAAAGCCAGUAACCCAUAUGACCUCACAGCCAUCUUACAAAAGGCCAAAACUUCCAAAACAAAAGCCUCUGCUUCCACCAUUCAAGAACUUUAG
Hevea brasiliensis (rubber tree) is the source of this 1140-nucleotide messenger RNA. RefSeq lists its product as uncharacterized. NCBI's taxonomy places the organism in Eukaryota, Viridiplantae, Streptophyta, Magnoliopsida, Malpighiales, Euphorbiaceae. The transcript is spliced from 2 exons. The record is from RefSeq and is a predicted model, not a curated record. The coding region runs from base 1 to 1140 and encodes 379 amino acids. Gene Ontology annotation, molecular function: nucleic acid binding; zinc ion binding.